GUGACCUCGCGGGGUACCGCCUCCGUCCUUAAGGCGUGGGAGAGGGCGGACGCACCCUUGGAAGCCCCGACUGGAGUCCCACCGCCCUCCGCCCGCCGCCCGAGCGCAGCCAUGUCGCUUCUUCGAGGUGUGUUUAUUGUGGCUGCUAAGCGAACCCCGUAUGGAGCCUAUGGAGGUCUUCUGAAGGACUUCACCGCCACUGACAUGUGUGAAUUGGCUGCCAAGGCUGCUUUGUCUGCUGGCAAAGUCUCACCUGAAAUCGUUGACAGUGUCGUUGUAGGCAAUGUCAUGCAGACUUCUUCCGAUGCCAUAUUCUUGGCCAGGCAUGUUGGUCUGCGUGCAGGAAUCCCCAAAGAGGUCCCUGCUCUCACCGUGAAUCGACUCUGUGGCUCUGGGUUCCAGUCCAUCGUGACUGGGUGCCAGGAUAUUUGUGUGAAAGAUGCUGAGGUUGUCCUGUGUGGAGGCACCGAGAACAUGAGUCAGUCCCCAUUUUGUAUCAGAAACAUACGUUUUGGGACCAAAUUGGGAGAAAACAUGAAGCUAGAAGAUACGAUGUGGGAAUCAUUAACAGAUACACAUGUGCAAAUGCCCAUGGCAGUUACUGCAGAAAACCUCGCUGUGAAACACAAAAUCGGCAGAGAAGAAUGUGACAGCUAUGCCCUGCAGUCGCAGCAGAGGUGGAAAGCUGCUCAUGAUGCUGGCUACUUUAAUGAGGAGAUGGUACCGAUUGAGGUGAAGACAAGGAAGGGAAAACAGACCAUGCAAGUAGAUGAGCAUCCUCGGCCCGAUACAACCAUGGAACAGCUACAGAAACUUCCACCAGUGUUCAAGAAAGAUGGCGUCGUCACUGCAGGAAAUGCUUCGGGAGUAUGUGACGGUGCUGGAGCAGUCAUCCUGGCUAGUGAAGAUGCUGUCAAAAAACACAACCUCACACCACUGGCCAGAGUGGUGAGCUACUUUACCUCUGGAUGUGAUCCUGCUAUCAUGGGCAUUGGUCCUGUCCCUGCUAUCAGUGGAGCCCUGAAGAAAGCAGGACUGAGUCUUAAGGACAUGGACUUGGUGGAGGUGAAUGAAGCCUUUGCUCCCCAGUACCUGGCUGUUCAGAAGAGUUUAGAUCUGGACCCAAGCAAAACCAAUGUGAAUGGAGGAGCCAUUGCUUUGGGUCACCCAUUGGCAAGCUCUGGUUCAAGAAUUACUGCACACCUGGUUCAUGAAUUAAGGCGCCGAGGUGGAAAAUAUGCUGUGGGCUCGGCCUGCAUUGGAGGUGGCCAAGGUAUUGCAGUCAUCAUUCAGAACACAGCCUAAGAAGGAAGUGAACCCAGUGCACCCUGCUCCGAGGCCACAGGACAUCAGGUGACCUUCAGAGCAGCUGCCACCGCUGACUGUGCCCUGCCCCUGAAGCAGUGAUUGAGUUUACUCAACCCGUCACGAGGCAGAAAUGAUUUUGAUGGUGAAUGAGACUGUGCCAAAAUAGGUCCUCUCACAUUCACACCAAAUAUCAUGUAGUUCUGAACUAAAACUCAACUUUCAUAGUCUUAAAAAUUUUAUGUCCUUGUCAAACAGCUGCCACAUGUGCCUUAAAUAAUGGGAUUACAAGAAAUUGAAUAAAUGUUGCCUUAACCUCAGCUGAUCUCUUCCUGUCA
Molecule: messenger RNA, 1643 nt
Organism: Ochotona princeps (American pika)
Lineage: Eukaryota; Metazoa; Chordata; Mammalia; Lagomorpha; Ochotonidae
Gene: ACAA2
Product: acetyl-CoA acyltransferase 2
Exons: 10
Coding region: 112-1305 (397 amino acids)
Biological process (GO): fatty acid beta-oxidation
Molecular function (GO): acetyl-CoA C-acetyltransferase activity
Source: RefSeq, a predicted model, not a curated record